This is a messenger RNA of Drosophila willistoni, 2767 nucleotides long. It is a transcript of the gene Tmem63, whose product is annotated as calcium permeable stress-gated cation channel 1. NCBI's taxonomy places the organism in Eukaryota, Metazoa, Arthropoda, Insecta, Diptera, Drosophilidae. Gene Ontology annotation, cellular component: plasma membrane. The coding region runs from base 195 to 2462 and encodes 755 amino acids. Gene Ontology annotation, molecular function: calcium-activated cation channel activity. The transcript has 3 exons. The record is from RefSeq and is a predicted model, not a curated record.
UUUAAUUAAUUUAUGUUAUUAUCGAUAGGUGUUACAGCAAAAAAAAGAAAAGAAACAGUUUAUUAAGUGCAAUCUGUUUAUUUAUGUUUAGCGAGUCAAACGUUGAAGGAUAUAAGCAAUUAAGUCCGGUCAAGACCCAAGACGGCUGUAAAUCUAUAUUUUUCUCAUCAAUUUGACUGUAAAACUAUCUCAAAAUGUCAGAUAGCAACAAUAAUUCCUACUGUUUGGUUGCAUCCAAUCGCACUUCGUUCUUUACAAGUGCCUAUAAUGGCAUCCCAGAGACGUUAAUACUGAACACCAUAUUUUGGAUACUGCUAAUACUUCUUUUUACCAUGUUGAGGCAUCAAGCAGGGGACUUUGGCCGCUUAGCUCUGGUUAAUAACAAUGGCAAUAAGAAGCGGUGGACCGAGAUAUUUUAUUCGAGGGCAACAAGUAUGGUGGAACAGCAACCCACAACCUCCAGCGGUCAUCCAACACCAAGGCCAAGUGCCACCUCGCCAGAUUCAACGCCACUUUCCCCUGUACAGCUCGAGCAAGGAAUCUUUGGUUGGAUCAAAAUAACAUUCAAGCUACGAAAGGAAACCAUUUUGCUUCACACUGGCCCUGAUGCUGUGCACUACUUGUCCUUCCAGCAACAUCUAAUGGGUGUAAUGGCUCUCGUGACUCUAGUUUCUUUGACUAUUAUAUUACCAGUAAAUUUUUUAAAUGGUCCCAAAAACGCGUAUGAUGUUAAUGCUUUUGGAAGAACUACAAUGGCCAAUCUAUCACCAGAAUCACCAUGGCUGUGGGUACAUACAAUAGUUACCAUAUUAUAUAUUCCACUUGUUGUGCUAAUUAUGAGACGCGCAUCUGGUCGCAACGCCUUCAAAAAGGCAGCCACUCGCACCAUUAUGAUAUCAAACAUCGCUUCCAGUGAUCGUAAUAAAACUGUGGUGAGAAAUUAUAUGCAGGAACUUUUUCCUGAUAUCACCAUUGAAAGUGUGAGCAUAGCCUAUAACAUAUCGCGGCUCUAUGUAAAGAAUGCUGAAUACGAAAGGGUGCACGAAGCGCGUCUUUAUUGCGAGCAUCAUCGAGAUCGCGAUACUCUGGUGGCCAAAACAGAAAUGUGCAGCUGUAAGAAAGAGAAUGCAUUCGAGUAUUAUCAACGGGAGGAACGAAAAUUGUCCGGGGAUGUGGCUCGUUUACGUGCCUCAACCAUGAACGAGCCUUUGGAUAUUGCUUUUCUCACUGUGUCAACUGUGCAGGAGGCUCAAAACAUAGUCACUCACUUUAGUCCUGGGACAUACAGACAAUGGCAUAUGAUGUUUGCUCCUUCACCAGAUGACAUUUUCUGGGAAAAUUUAAAUGUGAACAAGAGUCAUUGGUAUUUGAAAUUCAUCUGUGUAAAUGUGGUACUUUUUAUAGUUCUCUUUUUUCUUACUACCCCGGCCAUGGUGGUGAAUUUGUUAAACAGUCGACCCUGGUUAAAGGACACCGAAGGCAAAAUCUCUCCAUUAGUUUCCGAAUUCUUGCCAACACUCAUGUUGUGGACCUUAUCCGCCUUGAUGCCUGUGAUCGUUGCCAUUUCAGACAAGUGGAUGGGUCACUAUACAAGGUCGAAACAAAAUUACUCUAUUAUGACCAAAUGUUUCAGUUACCUACUUUUAAUGAUACUGGUACUGCCUUCGUUGGGCCUAACCUCAGCUCAGGCUCUGCUGGAAUGGAGCUUCACGAAUGAGACUGGACGGUGGCAGUGUAUCUUUUUGCCAGAACGCGGCUCUUUCUAUGUCAAUUACAUAAUAACGGCAGCUUUCAUUGGUACAUCAUUAGAAUUGUUGCGUUUCCCCGAAUUGAUUGUCUACAUUUGGUCACUCCUGAAGGCAAAUUCCAAAGCCGAAACACCAUUCAUUAGGAAAUCUAUACUUAUUGAGUUCCCAUUUGGAAUCCAUUAUGCCUGGACCACUCUAGUAUUCACCAUUGCUAUUGUUUAUAGCAUAUUUUGUCCUCUUAUUAUGCCCUUUGCUAUGGUCUACAUUUGUCUCAAGCAUUUUGUGGAUCGUCACAACUUAUAUUUUGCCUACGGGCCCUCAAAUAUGAUCUCGCGCAAAGGUGGCAAGAUCCAUUCCACGGCAGUUACCAUGACCAAAUUCUCGGUAGUAAUUCUUGUUCUGGUUAUGGCUAUGAUUUGUUACUUCCGUGGAGAAGGUGGAAUGGCCCGUUUUAUAUUGCUUAUAAUAACUCUGGCCAUUACUUUAACGCUGUUCACGUUUAUGUCACCUAUUAAAAGAUGUGCAGCCACGCGUCGUCCUAGCAUUGUGGAAAUUGCUGGGCCAGCUCCAGCCUAUGUGCCUGAUGUUCUCAAAGACCACACGAUACGUACCAAUAACGCUCGAACAUCGGCCGCUGGGUUUAAUGGCUAUGGAUCGGACAGUGUGUCCGAUUAUGACAGCUCUCAGUACAGCGUUAACAGCGUUGAAGCGUAAGCAAAAAAAGUAUUUAAUCUUCUAAUAAGCAAUCGAGAGGUACCUACAUUUAUUUUUGAUAUAAGAAUAUUUUAAGACGCUGAAAAAUUUUAAAAGCAAAAGAUGAGAAAUUGUGAUACAGAGUUUAAACCCAUCCCUAGCUUCAACCUAAAACUUGUUGCCUGCUAAUCAACAUAUUGUAACGUUUACAUGUUUUAAGUUUCAAUUUCGAGAUAUUUGUAUAUACAAUUAACAUAUUUGUAUCUAUUAUUUAUUAGUUGUAAAUAAUUAUAUUGUAAUAAAUCUAACUUUCAUUGCUAUCUUCA